UCUUAUAAUACUUACUUACGUGCAUGAUACAUUAAAGAAAAUUAUUGUAUUUAACUGUAUUAAUCAAGACAACGGAAGAGCCAGAGUUGGUGGAUACUACAUAGGCGUAUUGUGAAGAAUCAUGAAACAAGACCGAGUUCGAUUGAAUUCCCGAGGAUCCACAUGUCAAGAAGUGUUACGUUAUAACUUGUUUAUGUUAUUAACAACUGUGUUCUUAGCAUGAAACUCUCAGACUGAGCUCCAUCAUGUUUACUAUUUAACAGAAUUGAAACGAGAGAAAUCUUGCGAAUCUGCGCGAUUCAUUAACUCCAGGUCUUUUUGUAUAGCGAUAUAUUUUAUAAUGUCUAGGUUUCUGGGGCACACAACUAUAUUUACAGAUGGACAAUCGCUUGAUUUUUUGGAUUUAAGUACUGUUUUAAUAAUCAUGGUUUCUGCUAUAUUGUGUGUUUCGUAUAUUAUCGUAUUGCCUGGAUUUCGUGACAGAUCGCGGAUUUUUCUGAGCAUGCGCUUCUUCGUGAGCCUGUUCAUCGGGACAACAAUAUUACUGUCAUUAUACGGGCAUGAGUGGGAAGUAGGAACCAUUAAUACCAACAUCACAUUCAAACCCUACAAACCAGGUAAAGUUCAAGCCGACGUUUCGCUAAAGCUAGGUGUUCGUGGGGUCACCAUUGCUCUGAUUGGAACGCCUCUUGAACAAAUGAACGAAACUGUUAUGUACAGUGAAAAUAUAUAUUGGGAAUGGACAGAAGGAAAACCAGGUGGUCGACCACAAGACGGCGUGUUCCAGCGCCACCUGAGGGAUGCUAAGGAACUUUUGUUACCAUUUCCGAUACUAUGGACCAUCGAAUGGUUUACAGUGAUUGGAGAGAACGUCUCCUAUGAGAAUACGCUUUCCACUGCAGGCUGGUACACUCACCUGUUACUUUG
This is a messenger RNA of Limulus polyphemus (Atlantic horseshoe crab), 927 nucleotides long. Its product is annotated as dual oxidase maturation factor 1-like. Gene Ontology annotation, cellular component: endoplasmic reticulum membrane. NCBI's taxonomy places the organism in Eukaryota, Metazoa, Arthropoda, Merostomata, Xiphosura, Limulidae. The record is from RefSeq and is a predicted model, not a curated record. The annotation marks the transcript as partial. Gene Ontology annotation, biological process: protein transport. The transcript has 6 exons.